AUGUUGAGAAUUUUAAAUGUGAAAACUUCAUUACUUCAAAAUGCUAGUAGUAAAAACACGAUUAUAAUUGCCAAUGUAAGAAAUUAUGUACCACUGGGAAGUCAUAUGUCAGAUAAUGAUCCAGAAACUCUUGAGCGUGAAAAAAAACGUCUUUUAUCUGGAAAUGUUAAAGGAGUCCUGAGAAGUGCUCCAGGAUGGAAUGAAAUGUUAGCAUCAGAUAGCGAAGCUGUGAUUAAAGCCGAACGCGAACCUGAAUCCUCCUUCCAUGAACUUCAACAAGAAUCUCUUACGGCGUUUCAAAUUAGACGAGAAAAUGAUGAAAGUGAUGUUGUGGGACAAAUCAAGCAAGAAAUAAAGAGAGAAAUGAUAGUAGAUGAUGAGUGUCCUUAUGUUCAUUGA
This is a messenger RNA of Diversispora eburnea, 399 nucleotides long. The record is from the annotation of a GenBank genome assembly. Lineage: Eukaryota; Fungi; Glomeromycota; Glomeromycetes; Diversisporales; Diversisporaceae.